This is a messenger RNA of Amphibalanus amphitrite, 4023 nucleotides long. RefSeq names its product SPARC-related modular calcium-binding protein 1-like. The coding region runs from base 650 to 2449 and encodes 599 amino acids. Gene Ontology annotation, molecular function: calcium ion binding; protein binding; heparin binding. Lineage: Eukaryota; Metazoa; Arthropoda; Thecostraca; Balanomorpha; Balanidae. Gene Ontology annotation, cellular component: basement membrane. The record is from RefSeq and is a predicted model, not a curated record. The transcript has 16 exons. Gene Ontology annotation, biological process: extracellular matrix organization.
GCCCCCGCCUCGGUGUCGGUCGGCCGGCGCCCAGUGGUCAGUCGGUCGAGUGGCGCCCUGCCGCCGGUAGUGGCACCCGCAGCCGAGCACCCGCGCCCGUCAGUCAGUCUCAGUGCACGCCGCUGGCUGCCCACCCUCGGACGCUCGCGCUCUCGGACUCAGUCGGGCGAGGGCAGCGCGAGCGGUUGGUCGCGGAGGUGGCGCUCGCUCAACUCGUGGCGACGGGAGACUUCUUGCGUAGACGUGGACGCGAUUUGGUUUUCGCGCGGACGACUUUCGCGCGGACGCGGCCGUAACUUUGCCGUGAACUUGGACGUGAGUUUGCCGCGGACGCGGCCGUGACUUUGCCGCGGACGCGGCCGUGACUUUGCCGCGAACUUGGACGUUACUUUGCCGUAGACGUGAUCGCCAUCUGCGGCCCCAUUAUUGAGGAUUUUGCUGCUGCUGCCGCCGUUGCUACCCAGCUGGCGUUGCAGCCACCCGCUGAUCGCCGAUAGUUCUCUGACUGUCGGGACGGACGACUGCGUCGGCUCUGUGCCCACCUUCUCUUCAGUUUGGCGACUCGUCGCGCCUCUCGCUGUGCCCUCGGCAAAGAGCUGGGACUUCUGACACCUGCUCGGGUCAUUGAGGACCCAGUCCGGUGACCAGUAUGAGACCCAGAGGGACGCACUCGGCGGGCGCGCGCCGCCGCUGUGGGAUGACCAUGCCGGCAGUGAUGUUGGUGAUGAUGGCGGCGAUUCUUCGAGUGGCUUCAGCAGCCCCGCAGCUCCCGAUCCAGGCGGACAGUGAAGCGGCCGCUCCUCCGCGCCGGUGUACCCCAAACUGCGACGAGGCGCAGCCGCGGCCCGUUUGUGGUACCGACGGCGUCACCUAUCCGUCGCGGUGUCACCUGGGUCUGACCGCCUGCCGCGGCGCAGCCGUUCAGCUUCAGCACAUCGGCAACUGCGUCUCCAGCAGCACAGGGGACAGUGCGUGCCUGAGGAAGCGGGCCGAGGCCCUGGAGGGUCACCCCGGCGGCUCGCUGCCUCAGAACAUCUACGUGCCACAGUGCACCGCCGAGGGCCUGUACGCUGAGGUCCAGUGCCACCGCGGCUCAGGUCACUGCUGGUGCAUGGACGAAUUUGGUCGGGCGGUGCUGGGCACAGCUGUUCAGCACGCCCAGCCCGACUGUUCAGGCCGCACCUCCCGAGCAUCCACGGAUGUGGUUGCUGCAUCGAAAAACGGCAGAACAAGGAAGAGGCGAAGGCGAGGCUGCGGAAGUCGCGACAGGACGGUGUUUAGGGCGGACAUUAUGAAGAUGAUCAAACGAGAAUACCAACGCCGAAAGAGAAACAGAAACAACCGCGGUCGCUCAGGCGCCGACAGCUUGGGCACCCUGGCGGCGGAGUGGAAGUUCAAGCGGAUGGACAAGGACCGGGACGGCAAAAUCUCGCGCCGAGAGAUUCGCCGCCUAAGAAAGAAGGCGCGGCGUCAGCUGAAGCCCGCGCUGUGCGCUCGCCGCUUCUACCGAUACUGCGACACAAACUCGGACCGGUAUAUGAGCAAGCAGGAGUGGCUCAUCUGUGUCGGCGUCAAGCAGGACAAUAUCUCUUUCCGUGUGUUUCUUGCGCUGAACGAGGAUCGCAAGCCGUCGCCUGACGCAGCCGACCCGCCAGACAGCACAGAAGCCCGCCUGGAGCCCCUGUCGACACGCGAUAAAAUGUUCAAGAUGUUGGCCAGCACCAGUGACGAAAAGGCUGCCGAUGAGCAGGAGAGUGACUGUGAGACAGACCGGCGCCAGGCGCUCGACAAUCAGCGCAUGGCCGAGCUGGAGGGCAAGCUGACCAACAGCUUCUUCAUCCCUGAGUGCACGCCCGACCACAAGUACAGCCGCGUCCAGUGCCACAAAACCACCGGUUACUGCUGGUGCGCCGAUCCCGACACUGGCGAGUCAUACCCUCAGCAGGCACCGGUUAAAGACAGCGUGCCCGACUGCUCGGCCAUCCGACCGAGCACAAAGCCGCGCCCCAAGAGUCGGCGCGGCCGCGGCCGACUGCCCAAAGUGUGCCGGAGCGGUGCUGGUUUGCAGUCGUUCCUUCGUCUGCUCAUGGAUCACCUGACAAGUCGACUCAUCAAGGCGCUUCAGCAGAAAAAGUACAUACUUCCGCGCGACACGGGCGGACAGCGGAGCUUUGAGGAAAAGGUGGCAGAGUGGAAAUUCAGCGCCACAGACACCAACGAAAACAAAAUGCUCGACCGACGGGAGUGGAAGACACUCCGAAAGGAGUUUUCCGAGGACCCCGAGCUGAGGCGGUGCGGCCGCCGACUGCCGCGCUACUGUGACGCCAACAAUGACCGAAAGAUCGAGCUCGACGAGUGGCUCGUCUGCGUCGGCGCCGUCGAAGAGGAGCGGCGACCAGCGAAGGGACCUAACCCGUUCGAAGUGUACCUGACCAGCAGUGAACAGUGACUCUCAGUGACUCACAGUGACUCGCAGUGACUGGAUAGCUCGAUGAGCUCGUCGGCUUGCGUCACCGACGGCCAUACCCCGUGUCAUGAUCUAUAAAGCCGGGUCGGUUCCCUCACAGCCGGGGACUGCCUCAAAUUCCGCCCUCAGUGGGAAGGAAAGUCGAGGGAAGUCCGCCUCGAUCGGGCGCGCCGGCUGCCCGGACGUCCCGAGCCCCGGACAGCUUGGCUCAGCGCCAGCGGUGACCCAUGCACGGAGGUGACGCCGGAAGAAGAAGCCAAAGCCCGUGUCACGUAGUAGGCCCAAGUCCCUUCCGUCGCUACACAUGUUUCACGUGCCACGAGCGUGCACCACGCGAUCCAGUGUAGAAUGUGCUAACGGCGCGGUAACACAAUCACACGUGUACCAUCUGAGCGUCGGUGUUAAUUUCUGAACGUCAAGUGACACAACUACCACGGAUCAACAAGCUAAGCGGUGCCGGCGACCUGUUGUGCCAAACAAUGGAUGGAGGAAGAAUCACAAUUCCCGCCCUCAUAGGACGAAAUAGGGGCGAUACGCGGCCGACUUGACAGUGCAAGCUAAUUGUAAUGCGCCACGACGCGGGCGUGACGCACGUGCGGAGAGGAGCGUAACGACUGUGCCUGGAAGUCGGCACGGAAGCCGGUGGUAGUAGCGUUAUGACAUGGCCGCCAGCACUGCGAAAACGCGGCGAUUCGCAUCGGCAGGACGGCUUAUCGUUGUCUCAGGACUCUUGUUUUGUUUAAGCGAAUAUUGUAUUCAGAGAUGCAUUUUAAUGACGCGUGAUCAUGAUUGAAGUGUAUGAGAUGAAGUUUUAUUCGUGACUGAUAUUCAUUCUAGCGAAUGUUCGGUUCUCUACGCCAUAAUUGUGCCAUUUUAAGUCUUUUUUUUCUCGGCUUUUGCGCCCAGACUAGAAAUUACUGAUUCCUUUCCGACCAGAAAUCGGUCGCCGCCAAUUAGCUGCCAUACCGAAGGGGGCGAACUUUAUCUUUACGUGAGCGUCGCAGUGCCUCUGCGCGCCCCGUUCGCGGGUGCACCAAUGUGUUGUGCGUGUCCUGUGUCCUGUGUAUGUGAGCGUUAUUUAUCUCGUAUUCAGCAGGCGGCGGGCCGGUCCUAUGAACCCGCCCGCCGUCCGACCGUUGUCUGCGCGGCCUGGCCCGAGCCGGUGUCUCAGAGGUGUACCUGAUCCGCGCCGCGUCGUGUCGCGCGCGACGGCCGGCCGCCGGAGCAGCGCGGAGCGAGCCAGCGCGCCCAGUCCAGAUCUCAUCCCCGUGAGCUGGCCCCGCUGCGCCGGCGGGUCCGGCGCCGCUCCCCGGCUGGACCCCGGUGUCCGGAGAGGUCUGCGCUCCCGGCUGGACCCCGGUGUCCGGAGAGGUCUGCGCUCCCGGCAGGUGCGCCGGGCGCCUCCGUGCGUCUCUCCACUGGGAGGUGUCAGAUGGUAGGAGCGCGCAGACGCCGAGUGUUUAGCCCGUUCGACUACGCGCUGCCGUUGCGCGCUGACCUGACCGUGUUUCAUCCAACUCGACGGCGAUAUUUGUAAAUAUCAUCCAACCAUUCUG